UACAUGCGACAGGAGGGAUUAUCGGGGACUUUUUAUGGUGUUGAUGAAAACUCACGUGUUUUACUUUGCGAGCUUUGUUGCUGUCUCUUGCUUCGAUCUCAUUAUUGUAUUCUCUCUAAAAUCAUCAUCGAGCCGAUAUCUCCUAGAAGACCAGACUUUGUAUGGCUUGUUGCAGAUUUUGGAGGUCGUGCAGAUUUUCAUGCUAGGACCACGGCUGAUCCUUGGCAUUCGAGAAUAUAAUGCUAAACUCGUGGCUGACUCCAACACAGCAACCGUCAUGACCUCAAUCGCUUUCCAAGAGCGUGUGCAUAUGUCGACUAGCAGUAGUGUGUAAUGCUCGGUAAAGUUGACGUGAACCGUUGUCUAGUAGCACGGGAAAUUUAUUUUUUGUCUCCAUUCCAAGCCUCGUUGCGGUGCUCAAGUAGCUAUUUAGUGUCAUUAUUUGAAUCAUUUGCUAUAGGUCCUGACGUUGACAAUGUUUCAACCAAU
Suillus discolor is the source of this 489-nucleotide messenger RNA. RefSeq lists its product as uncharacterized. Lineage: Eukaryota; Fungi; Basidiomycota; Agaricomycetes; Boletales; Suillaceae. The transcript has 5 exons. The coding region runs from base 44 to 334 and encodes 96 amino acids. The record is from RefSeq and is a predicted model, not a curated record.